GAGGAGGACGCGGAUUACGCCAUUAAGAUCAUGAACAUGAUCAAAUUAUACGGGAAGCCGAUCCGAGUGAACAAAGCCUCGGCCCACAACAAAAACCUGGACGUGGGGGCCAACAUCUUCAUCGGCAACCUGGACCCCGAAAUCGAUGAGAAGCUGCUGUACGACACCUUCAGCGCCUUCGGGGUCAUCCUGCAGACGCCCAAGAUCAUGCGAGACCCCGACACGGGCAACUCGAAGGGCUACGCCUUCAUCAACUUCGCCAGCUUCGACGCCUCGGACGCCGCCAUCGAGGCCAUGAACGGACAGUACCUCUGCAACAGGCCCAUCACCGUCUCCUACGCCUUCAAAAAAGAUUCCAAAGGCGAGCGGCACGGCUCGGCUGCCGAGCGGCUCCUGGCAGCCCAGAACCCGCUCUCGCAGGUGUUCGCCGACGCGCCUCCUCCUCCUUCCGUCCCGACUCCUGUUGUCACCUCCCUGGGACCCGGCGUCACCCCUCCGGGUGGGUGA
Molecule: messenger RNA, 507 nt
Organism: Opisthocomus hoazin
Lineage: Eukaryota; Metazoa; Chordata; Aves; Opisthocomiformes; Opisthocomidae
Source: RefSeq, a predicted model, not a curated record